This is a messenger RNA of Cyphellophora europaea CBS 101466, 7266 nucleotides long. RefSeq lists its product as uncharacterized. Bases 1 to 7266 code for a protein of 2421 amino acids. Lineage: Eukaryota; Fungi; Ascomycota; Eurotiomycetes; Chaetothyriales; Cyphellophoraceae. Gene Ontology annotation, cellular component: fungal-type cell wall. Gene Ontology annotation, biological process: fungal-type cell wall (1->3)-alpha-glucan biosynthetic process. Gene Ontology annotation, molecular function: alpha-1,3-glucan synthase activity. The transcript has 3 exons. The record is from RefSeq and is a predicted model, not a curated record.
AUGGGACCAUUCGUUCUGGUAUUGUCGGCGUUCCUCUCUCUUUCACAUGCCGCGCGGUACGAUCCAUCGUUGGAGCAGUACAAUCUCAAUCAGAACAAAACAGCCACCCACCCCCUGGAGUAUUGGGGUCAACGAACCAUCGAUGAGCCGGAUCAUGUCUAUUUCCCUUCACCAGACAACUGGCGCUUUCCUUUCUACACAAUCUUCAUCGACCGAUGGGUGAACGGCGAUCCUACGAAUGAUAACAUUAACGGCACAUCCUUUGAACAUGAUACAAACUCCAACCAGAUGCGUCAUGGUGGCGACUUACAGGGCCUCAUCGACUCGCUCGACUAUAUGCAAGGCCUUGGCAUCAAAGGCCUGUACAUCGCUGGCUCCCCUUUCAUGAACCAGCCUUGGGGUUAUGAUCAAUACAGCCCGGUCGAUCUCAGUCUAAUGGACAUGCACUUUGGCAACAUUGCCAUGUGGCGACGCAUGAUCGAUGCCAUGCAUGCGCGCGACAUGUAUGUUGUACUAGACAACGUCUUCGCCACCCUGGGUGACUUGAUCGGCUUUCAAGGAUACCUGAACGAGACUGCGCCGUUCCUUACAGAAGAACACAAGGUCAUGUAUAAGUCCGACAGACACUAUGUAGACUUUGAAUUCGGCAACUCCUACAACGAAACCUGCGAGUACCCAAAAUUCUGGAACGAGACUGGCUUCCCUGUGGACCAAUAUGUCGUCGACAUGUUCAAAGGAUGUUAUGACUCCGAGUUCGAUCAAUUUGGCGACACCGAAGCUUUUGGUGUAUUCCCCGACUACCGUCGUCAACUGUCUAAGUUCGCCUCCGUCCAGGACCGCUUGCGCGAGUGGCAUACGCCCACGCGAGAGAAGAUCCAGAACUUCUAUUGUAUGGCUAUCGCUCAACUGGACUUUGAUGGCUAUCGGUACGACAAAGCUCAGCAAGCGACUGUCGAAGCUGUUGGCUUCAUGAACGAGGCCAUGCGAACCUGUGCUCGUCGCUUCGGCAAGCAGAACUUCUUCAUCAGCGGUGAGAUCACUGGCGGUAACGAUUUCGGGUCACUUUACCUAGGUCGUGGUCGUCAACCUGACCAGCGUCCCGAAAACUUGACUCAGGCCGUCACGCUCACGAAUGAGUCCUCCGAUGACUAUUUCCUGCGAACACCUGAGUUAGCCGGACUUGAUGCUGGCGCCUUCCAUUACAGUUUAUACCGUUCGCUCACGCGCUUUCUGGGUAUGGACGGUAAUCUCGAGGCCGGCUACGAUGUACCUCGGAAUUGGGUUGACAUGCAUAAUACCUUCAUGCUCACGAACGACCUCGUGAAUCCCAACACGGGCAAGUUUGACCCACGGCAUAUGUAUGGCGUCACAAAUCAAGAUGUGUUUCGGUGGCCUGCCAUCGCCAAUGGCACACAGCGUCAGUUACUCGGUCAUUUUAUUACGACAAUUCAUAUGCCCGGUAUCCCGAUGCUAUUGUGGGGUGAAGAGCAAGCUUUCUAUGUUCUGGAUAGCACUGCCAGCAACUAUAUCUUCGGACGCCAGGCUAUGAGUUCAGCUUCGGCAUGGCAAUCGCAUGGUUGCUAUUCUCUCGAUUCAACACAAUACUUCAAAAUGCCUUGGGAUAAGGCCAGGGAUGGUUGCAACGAUGACACAGUGAGUUACGACCAUCGGGAUCCAUCUCAUCCUAUGCACAAUAUCCUCAAGCAUAUGCACCAGCUUCGCGAAGCUUUUCCGGUCCUCAACGAUGGCUACUGGCUCCAGCAGCUCAGCAACCAAACGGAUCAGGUCGUCUAUCCUGGUAGUUCUGGAGUCGAGACCGAGACCGGCCUGUGGUCUGUCAUGCGAUCCCAAUUUGAAGGUGUUCAGGACAUCGAUCCAAACCCGGUAUGGCUAGUCUACUCGAACCUCAACGACACUAAGACCUACGAAUUCGACUGCAGCAACAACGACACCAACCUGAACAUAACCGCGCUGCUUGCACCGUACCCGAGCGGCACGACAGUGAAGAACCUAUUCCACCCGUACGACGAGCAUACUCUAGAAGACAGUAGUCGAUCACUGGGCUUCAACGGGAGCACAAGACCAAAUGGCUGCAUCCCCAGACUCGAAUUGCCUGCAUACGGCUGGAAAGCCUAUGUGCCAACUGACUCCUGGGUUGGGCCGCGCCCUAUGAUCACGAGGUUCUCCCCUGGACAUGACACACGGCUGCAAUCUACCACGGGACCAAACGGCACAGAAUCAGUUGAUAUCGAGCUGCAGUUCUCGACAGAGAUGGAUUGCGAUUCAGUCACAAACAGCAUCGUAUUCAACUCGACUACCGAGCAAGGUCGUUCUCCCACUAUCGAUCAAGGCAGCAUCCAGUGUAGAAACGUUGAUGAUGCUGGUGAAGCCAACCUUGUGGGACAGAUUCUUUCCGCAUGGUCCUGGUCCGCGACACUUAAUGAUGUUCAGAACGGUGUUCAUCGCCUGACAGUUCGCAAUGCCAGCUCCGAGAAUGGUGACGUUACAAACGCGAACGACCACUUUCUGUUCCGCAUUGGCCAGGCCAACAAUCCGAUCGUUUUCCCCAGAUCGGCCAACUACUCCCGCACGCUGCUAUCUCAGGACGGCGAUCGCCUCAUGGUAAAUCACUCCGCUGCCGGUGCGGACCUUUGGCGAUACUCGACCAAUUUUGAUACCAGUUUUUCGGAGUGGAUGCCUUAUGAAGGCGGCAUAGUCGAGAUCGAGAAGCAGCCCUGGUCCGGCACGAAGCUGCAGGCCUGGGAGGGCGAGCACGUUCGCGUCGAGUACUUCUCCCGACUCGGUGGAAGCAGCGACCAUAUUCAGCAGGGUGACACCGGUGUCAAGCACGCCAGGAGAUUCCCACAUGUUUUCUUGAAUGGACCGUACAAUCAGUAUGGCUACGAUGCUGGCUUGAACAACGAAAUGAAACUCACUGGCGACGCCGAAUGGAGCCACCAUUGGAUGGUUGAAUGGAAUCCUCAUGGCGCUCUAGCUCAGAUCAACGUCUGGGGUAUCAAUCCCGAUGGCAAGCCCGACCAGACCUUCGUCAUGGGCGACAUUGACGGAGAUUCCAUUCUCGAUCGACUUCCUCCGAGCUCGUUGUCAGACCUCGUGCUCAACGUCACUACAGCUCCUCCGAAACCUUACCUUGGCUGGCGUUUCACUGUCCACGAUGGUUCGCUCCGUUUCUCUAUUCUCCCAUCCGGCAACAUGUGGUCCCAGCUGAUCGUCUAUAUACUACUGUGGAUCGUUCCGGUUCUCACCGCAGCGGUAUCUUGCUGGCUCUACAUGCAGUCCUUCUAUGGCGUCAAAUACAAUAAAAUAGGCGUCAGUGAAAAAGGUGGCCUUAUUCCGAUGGCUAUCAAGAGACCUUUCAAGAGACUUGCCAGCCAUGAGCCGGAUGAGCAGCCUCGACUCCUGGCCAAACUUAAACGAAAGUCACCGAACUUUCUGCAAACCAAGGACACCGUCCUUGAGACUGGAGGUCGCCGAAGAACUGUGCUUAUCGCCACUAUGGAAUACGACAUCGAGGACUGGGCCAUCAAGAUCAAAAUUGGUGGCCUUGGUGUGAUGGCUCAACUGAUGGGAAAGAACCUGAGCCAUCAGGACUUGAUCUGGGUUGUACCUUGUGUCGGAGGUGUUGACUACCCCGAGGACACCCGUGCUGACCCAAUGACUGUUACUAUCAUGAAUGUGGAGUACGAGGUCAAGGUUCAGUAUCAUAAGCUCCGGAACAUCACUUAUGUGCUUCUCGAUGCACCUGUUUUCCGCCAGCAGACGAAAUCGGAGCCAUACCCUGCCCGCAUGGACGACAUGGAGUCAGCUAUCUACUACUCCGCGUGGAACCAGUGCAUUGCUCAGGCUCUCAAACGCUUCCCAAUCGACCUUUACCACAUCAACGAUUACCACGGAUCUGUUGCGCCUCUUUACCUACUGCCUCGCUCAAUUCCGGCUGCGCUAUCUCUCCACAACGCCGAGUUCCAGGGUCUCUGGCCUAUGCGUAACCGCAAAGAGCGAGAAGAAGUGUGCAGCGUCUUCAAUCUCCCUCAAGAGGUAGUCCAGCAGUUCGUUCAAUUUGGAGAGGUAUUCAAUUUGUUGCAUGCGGGAGCCUCCUACUUACGAGUCUUCCAAGAAGGUUUCGGCUCCGUCGGUGUAUCUAAGAAGUAUGGUGCAAGAAGUUUUGCAAGAUAUCCCAUCUUCUGGGGUCUCAAAAAGGUUGGCGCGCUGCCCAACCCAGAUCCAUCUGAUACCGGUGAAUGGGACAAGAAGCUGCCCAGGGAGGAAGAUAUCCGUGUUGAUCCCGAAUUCGAGGCAGCGAGGCCAGAACUCAAGCGGCAAGCCCAAGAGUGGGCUGGCCUGGAGCAGAACCCCUAUGCUGAGCUCUUUGUCUUCGUUGGACGUUGGAGUAUGCAAAAGGGUGUUGACCUCAUUGCUGACGUUUUCCCGGCCGUCUUGGAAUCCAAGCCUAACGUGCAGCUUAUUUGUAUCGGCCCGGUCAUUGAUCUCUAUGGCAAAUUUGCUGCGCUGAAGCUUGCACGGCUGAUGAAGCUCUAUCCUGGCCGGGUGUACAGUAAGCCUGAGUUCACAGCUCUACCUCCUUACAUCUUCUCAGGUGCCGAGUUCGCUCUGAUCCCGUCCCGAGAUGAGCCUUUUGGCCUUGUUGCUGUUGAGUUCGGUCGCAAGGGUGCACUAGGUGUGGGCGCUCGAGUCGGUGGUCUUGGUCAGAUGCCUGGUUGGUGGUACACCAUCGAAUCCACCACAAGCCAGCACCUUACUAAGCAAUUUCAAAUGGCCAUCGAGGAAGCAUUGAGCUCCAAGACUGAUGUGAGAGCCAUGAUGAGAGCACGAUCCGCGAAGCAGCGUUUCCCCGUGGCCCAGUGGGUAGAGGACCUGGAAAUUCUCCAGUCCACCGCCAUCCGAAUUCACGACAAGGUCGAGGCCAACAAGAGGCAUUCAGCGACGGAAGGCUUCAUGUUCCCUCACUCUGGUGCUGCAUCACCAGGAUAUGGACCAAGCGGAGCCAAUACGCCAAGUGGUGCGCGGACGCCUGCGCUGCACUCUCGCAACAGCUCUUAUUCUGUCAGUCUACACUCUUUGGGUGCAAAGCUGCGAGGUCUGGCGGGCCAGCAUACCGAGACUACUCCCGAAAAGCCUGUAUCUGGCCUCAAGCGGCAAGUAUCCUUGGGAUCUCGCCGGGGACCGGGACAUAUCACAGCUGUCGAUAGUCACGAUGGACCAGCGGCGAACCACACCGUGCUGCCCACUAUUCCAGACUUUGCCGGCGACAAUACUGGCCGUCUCGGCCCGACGAGUUACUACGACGACGAUGUGAGCGACGCCAGCGACAGGAGUGACGAUGACGAGCCGAUGAGCAUGCCUACCCGCGCCAGGCCUGGGGCCCAACACCGGAAUCAGGACUUGGAUUUUGGCUUCGGCGGCCCAAGAUCGCCGCCUUUGCCGGGUACUCCUGGGAGUCCAGGUUUUCCCGAUGCGCAUGCCGGACUCCUCGCACCGCCUCCAGCUCUAUUCUCGGAGUCGAACAAUAACCGCCUGUCUGCGACACCUUCUAUGCUCUCUAUUGACACGGUCGUGGGCGAAAAGACGGACUACAAGCUGCAGAAAGUUGAUCCCUUCUUCACGGAUUCCAAUGGCAAGUACUACGACGAGUUUGAGAAGAAGCUUGAGGGUCUCUCAGCGAGUAACAGUACCACCGCAGGAUUUGCCAUCGAGGAGUUCUUGAUCAAAUCUGAAAAGCAUUGGUUUGACGACUACCGCAAUGCCAAACUCGGCCGCCACCACAUCUACUCGGCACGCAACAGCUUCCAGGCCAGUCGUCCCGGAUCCAUUGCUCCCACGGACGAUCGCGAUCAAUCGAAGGAGGAUAUGGCUAUUUCAAAUUCUCUCAACGACGAGUUUCUCUUGGGCAAUGAUUAUGUUCCUCCCACCGGCCUGCGGAAGUACAUGCAGAUGAAGAUCGGUGACUGGCCUGCCUAUGCUUUCCUGAUGGCCUUUGGCCAGAUCAUCUCAGCCAACAGUUACCAAAUAACGCUCCUGACGGGCGAGGUCGGUCAACAAGCUUCGAAGCUGUACGUCAUUGCCUCGAUCUAUCUGGCAACAUCCAUCAUGUGGUGGUAUCUGUUCCGUCGCCUGCCAUCCCUCUACAGCUUGUCGCUGCCGUGGCUUUUCUACGGCCUGGCGUUCAUCCUUAUUGGCACUGCUCACUAUGCUUCCUCGGCGGAUCAGCGUGGCUGGAUCCAGAAUGUUGGUGCAGCUUUCUAUGCCACCGCAUCUUCCUCGGGCAGCAUUUUCUUCGCGCUGAACUUCGGUGACGAAGGUGGUGCUCAUGUCAAGUCCUGGGUUUUCCGCGCCUGCACCAUUCAAGGCACACAGCAGAUCUACAUUGUGGCACUCUGGUACUGGGGCAGCAUCAUCAGCAAGCGGACACAAGACGGCAUCUUGGUGGCUGACGACCCGAUCUCGUCUACCUGGCGCAUCACAGCUAUCACUCUCCCGAUCGCGAUACUCCUCUGGACGGUUGGACUCCUCAUGUUUUUCGGGCUACCCAACUACUACCGCCAGACUCCAGGCAAGAUGCCCAGCUUCUAUAGAUCGAUGGCACGCCGCAAGAUUGUGCUGUGGUUCUUCGUCACCGUGCUCAUCCAGAAUUUCUUCCUGUCCGCCCCAUAUGGCCGUAAUUGGAGCUUCCUCUUCAGCAGCAAUCACGCGCCCACCUACGCCGUCCUACUUCUGGUAGUCCUCUUCUUCAUCGGCGUCUGGGCCGGCUUCCUCUGGCUCUUCGGCCACUUGAGUAAGUCGCACUCAUGGAUCCUGCCUCUUUUCGCCAUCGGCCUGGGAGCUCCCAGAUGGGCGCAGAUCUGGUGGGGUACAUCCGGGCUUGGGCUGUGGCUUCCUUGGGCCGGCGGCUAUACUUCAUCCGCCCUGCUGUCCCGCGCGGUGUGGUUGUGGCUGGGCACGCUCGAUGCCAUUCAGGGCGUGGGCCUAGGCAUGAUUCUCCUCGGCACGCUCACUCGCGUGCACGUGGCCUUCACCCUCAUCUCGGCCCAGGUCUUGGGCUCCAUAGCCACGAUCGUGGCACGAGCCUGCGCACCCAACAGGCUCGGUCCCGGCCCUAUCAGCCCGGAUAUCACCGGUGGAGUCAGUGCUCUCUGGCAGGCGUGGUUCUGGAUCGGCCUGAUCAUGAACCUGCUCAUCUGUGUAGGGUUCUACAAGUUCUACCGCAAGGAACAGCUGCAGAAGCCGUAA